AUGGAAAAGCUUCACAGCGCACCACCCUUCCGCGCAGAGCAAAUGGGCUCCCUGCUGCGUCCGGAUGACCUCCUCGUGAUCCGCCAGAAGAUAGCCGAGACCGGCAUCUCCGAAGCCGAAGCCGGCCUCCCAGCCGUCGAGCAAGAAUCCGUCCGCCAAGUCGUCAAGAUGCAACAAGACCUCGGCUUCAAAGCCGUGACCUCAGGCGAGUUCAACCGCACCCGAUUCUGGGGUCUCAUGUGGGACGAGUUCGACGGAACCAUCCGUCUCCAAGACGCCGAAGCAUCCAUGUUCCGCCUCUACCAUCCCGACGUAGUGAGUCUAAUUGAAAAAGACCGCAAAGUGAUGCCCGGCGACUCCGUGAUCGCAGGAAAGAAAUUGUCACACAGCAAGGCGACACCGUCGAACCUGCACGAGCUCAAGCUCGUCCAGGCCUCGCUUCCUCAGUCCGAGUGGUCGAAUAUCAAAUUGACAAUGAUCACGCCUGCGUGGUUCCACAUGCGCUACAAGCAGGGUCGUGCUUAUACGGCCGAAGCCUACGCGAAUGACGAAGAGUAUUUCGCGGACGUGGCGAAGGUUUACCGCGCGGAACUGGCUUCGCUGUAUGAGGCUGGACUGCGGAAUGUGCAGUUUGAUGAUCCCGGCAUGGCGUAUUUCUGCUCCGAGGCUUUCCGGAAGGGGUGGGCGGAGGAUGAGAGCAAUACGGGGUCUGUGGAUGAUUUGUUGGAUGCUUAUAUUAAGCUAUACAAUGAUUCGCUGGCUGGGCAAUUUCAUUGGGGGAGACACUUCUCGGAGGGGUCUUAUGAUAUUAUUGCGAAGAAGUUGUUUGAGGAUUUGAAGGUGAAUACUUUCUAUUUGGAGUAUGAUACUGAGCGUGCUGGAGGAUUUGAGCCUUUGCGGUUCUUGCCUAAGGAUAAGAAUGUUGUUGUUGGUGUUAUUAGCACCAAGUUGCGAGAGUUGGAGGACAAGGAGGCUGUGAAGGAGCGCAUCUUCAAGGCUGCGGACUUUGUGGCUGAGGGGUCCGGGGAGACUCGGGAGGAGGCGCUCAAGAGGGUAUGUGUGAGUCCCCAGUGUGGAUUCAGUACCCAUGAAAGCGGAUAUCCUCUUCUUGUUGAGCAUCAGAAGAACAAAUUGAGUCUCGUGCGGGAGAUUGCGGAUGAAGUUUGGGGUCAGGCCUAA
Messenger RNA from Penicillium brevicompactum, 1179 nucleotides. RefSeq names its product cobalamin-independent methionine synthase II family protein. The record is from RefSeq and is a predicted model, not a curated record. Gene Ontology annotation, molecular function: zinc ion binding; 5-methyltetrahydropteroyltriglutamate-homocysteine S-methyltransferase activity. The coding region runs from base 1 to 1179 and encodes 392 amino acids. The transcript is spliced from 3 exons. NCBI's taxonomy places the organism in Eukaryota, Fungi, Ascomycota, Eurotiomycetes, Eurotiales, Aspergillaceae.